UUCGAGUGUCUUGCUUGCUUGAGUUGAAUGAAAUGAAUUGAAUGUGACAUGGCGUCGACCAAGAUAUAUCACGGAUAAUUCUUGUUUUAAUGACAGUGGCCUCUUUUAGUAUUUUAUUACUGAGGCCGUAAUAAAUCGUACAUUUGCAUUGAUGGUAAUGCAUGCAAGGAAACCGCAGCGAAUAAGCGAUGGGUACUUUGAGAAGCACCAAGCCCAUCCGUAUCAGAAAUACAAUACCAAAAGUGAUAGAAGGGCAAACGAGUAUGUACCUUCUGACAACAGAUAUACACCACUCCGAUCCCCAAAUGGCAAUGUCUCAGUACAUGGACAUGGGGCCCACACAGGCCAUGCAGGGCAUGGACACCACCACUACAGUCAUGUGGUUGAUGAAAGAGGAUAUGCAACAUCUAGAAAUACCUAUAUACAGAAAGGUUCUGAAAAGGAGAGAGAUAGAGACUAUAAAUCCUCUAGAAAUAAGUACACAGAUAGUGUCAGAUCCCCAAAGGAGAAACGUGAGAGAAUCAAAGAAAGUGAACGAGAGAGAAGUAAUCAUGAACGAAGUGAAUCAGAGAAAAAGAAUAGGACUAGUGGCAUAAACAUAAGUGUUAAUAGAAGUAGUAAAUAUGAUAAAAGAAGUGCUCCCUCAGGGAGCGUGCCUUCUGGCAGUGAAUGGUCAGAGCAUAUUAGUUCUUCAGGAAAGAAGUAUUAUUAUAACUGUAUCAGUGAAGUGUCACAGUGGGAGAAGCCCCGGGAGUGGGACUCAAGAAGGACAUCAUCCAAAGAUUCUACAUAUUCAUCCAGAAGCAAUAGAGAAAAACGAUCCAGUUCUCGAUCAGGCAGAAGAGAAGUCGAGAAACCAAAUAAAAGAACCAAUAGCGGGUCGGAAAGGUACUGGAAUAACGGCGGCAGGGAGGACGACCCACACGACCGACCUCGACCAAAACUUUCGUCGGCGCCUCACGAAGGAAAAGAUGGGCAGUCUUUACAAGACAUGGACAUAUCUCCGGACCGGAGUACGCCACUCUCCGAGAACUCGUACGGCGGGCGGGACGGCAACUCCGUGGCGCGGAACAACACGGACAGCAACGCGGUGCCGCCCGUCGUCGUGCUCGACAAUUCUAACCAACCGAGCGGCUCGUUGCUGGCGGCGGCCCUGCCUCGAAUCGUGGCGGCGCCGACGGUGUCAAUGCCGCCGGCGGCCACGGCGACCACGGCGGUGGCGCCCACGCCUACGCCGGCCAACAACGGCGGCGCCACGCCCGAGGGUAGCGGCGGCGGCUCGCCGCACCGCGACGCCGGCCCGCCCACGCCCACGCACUCGGAGAACACCGACCCGCACGCGCCGCCGCUGCAUCUCGAUACGGCGCUGCCCCGGAAAAUGGAGUGCCUGGGCAGCUACUCGUCAGUGGUGGGCGGCGCGCUGCACCACCCGCAGGCGCCCGCGCUCACGCCGUCGCUCGUCAACUACGUGCGCGCCGACCUCACGGCGCACGUCUCCGGCUGGCCCGCCGACAUUCUCGAGAAACAGGCAAAUAAAUACACUGAAGAAGCCUAUCAACUGGGGUGUCUACAGUGUACGCGCGUGUCCGCAGAGCUGAAGUGUUCGCGCUCGCUCGUACGCCACACCGAGAUACAAGCCACCUUACAAGAGCAAAAGAUCAUGUACCUGCGGCAGCAGAUCGCGCGGCUGGAGGAGUUGAAGUCGCAGAACUCGUUCAUGUCGUCGUCGGAGGACUAGGGGCGUGCGCGGGGCGCCGAGCCCGCCGCGCCCGAGUCCGCGCCCGCGCCCCGCCCCCGGCUAGCGCCCUCCGCGCCCACGUGACGUGAGGACCUUUUCAUUUACCUAUCAAUGCUAAACAUUGUUCAUUCCGUUCUCUUUCUAUGUAAUUUAGAUCGAAUGAUUACUGUUAAAUGUGUUGUGUGAUUUGGUGUUAAAAUCUAAGCAAUUGUUCUCGUGAAAAUCGGCACGAUUGGUCAAAUUGGGUUUAAACUAUUAUUUUACAAUUCUAUGACAUGUACAUGAUUAUUAUUAAUGAAUGAGAUGAAUGGUAGGUAAGUCUAUAGUACGUUGAAGUGAGUGAGCGAGCUCCCGCGCCGCGCUCCGUUCACUAAUUAGACUGACUCUUCACUUCACACUUAUUUUUAUUUAUUAUAUUUUUAAUUGCAUUGAGAAUCGUCAGGCGGCUUCUUUCUAUGUAUAUCCUAACUUAAUUUGGUUCCCACUAGUAAGAUAUAUGUGAUUUUUUUUUUGCAAUGAAUAGUACGGCCAAAGAAUUUAAAUUCAGUACCAUUUCGUACCUUGUCACAGCGACAAUAGUAUGAGGUUCCUAGCGACUUUCAUAUUGAUUGUUAUUGCAACAAUACGAAAUGGUACGGAAAUUAAAUUAUUUAACUGUACAUGCGUUACUAAGCACGGUCUUUGAAACAAGUCAUUCUUGCUUCAUUUGACGUCUAGACGAUUUGUUUAAUAAUGUUAAGUAAUGUACAUGUUCGUAAACAUAUUGCCGUAUAAGGAGUACCAAACUAUGUUAGUAUUCAGUCUCAUCAGUCCAGUUUCCUGGCGGCUCUUAAUGUCUGUUUCUAUGACUUGGCAUUUUUAUAUUUAGAUUUUGAAUACACGUAGAUAAUUCUUUGCAUGAUAACUUUUUCAGUUGGGUCACUUUUAUAAUAUUUUAUUAUUAAACGAUAAUUUCGGUCAUAUGUAAGGAUACAGUGAUUUUAUAAAGUGUUUAUUGUAAAAGAAUAAAUUAUUGAAAUAAUUGUUUCAUAGGAAAUUUAUUAUUUUUCUAAUAGUUCCGACUGUCCCCGCGAAAGUUCCUUUGACAGUGAUAAGCCUAUUUACUUACCAAAAUAUAUAUAAUAAAAAGAGUAUAAUUGAUAAAAUGUGAGCUCAGUGCUGGGGCCAGGCGCCGCGCGGAACGGAACUGUCGCGAGAACAGCGUGUUAGGUGUAGUGACCAGAGAACGGUUAUGUGAAAUGUAUGAAUUGAUCGCGGACACUGUUUAGAAGCAUGUGUGAGAUGCAACCCCGGCGUUGAUCGAGUGGACCGCGAGCUCUGUGUGUGAGGGCCCUCUGCGCUUUCUGUUUACUAUCGGCGAUAUUGUACGCAAUACGUGUUCAGUUAAGGGCUAAGCCGGUAAAUUAAUUGAAACCAAAGUUAAAUAAAGUGCACGAGCCGUUGAAUGUAAACCAAUGGAAACCGAUAAUUUCUACACAUAAUUUUUGUUCCUACUUAUAAAUUUCCUUAUGCCGUAGUUGAAAUUUUAUAAAUUACUGUAAAUAUUGAUAAAAUAAAAAGUACUUUGAAGCAGAUAAUUGUAGCACCUUCGUUUUUCAUUUACUAGACUGCUUAAGCCAGUACGCUACGAGAAAUGCAGAAACAGUUACUAGUCUCUAGUAUUAAAGUUAAUGAUUUUUCGGUCGAUGUCAUUAAAAGUUUUUAAUUGAUUAUAUUUUUUCCAAUCAUUACCAAUUAUAACAAAUACAAAACAAUUAAUAAACACAAUAGACCACAAACCAGAUAAUAGACUUAACAUUUUAACUGUACUGAAUUCAGUAUCCAUGCGAUACUUUUCUAUGGCAUUUUUAACACCCUAAUCUGGGGUAGUUCAUGAAUAUUAAAUGUUGGUAAAAAAACUCUGUCGAGGAGUUGGUGAAGGACCUGGGUUAUUGUUACGACUGAGUAUUAAGUAGUACGCAGUACUGUACUGCCCUGCAUCCAACUUGCAUUGCUUAUUCCCAUAAAGUCUUCUCCCCAUUAUUUUUAAUCUUAGGAUCUGGAUAUACUACGUACGCGUUUGGAUAUAUGUAUUGUAACUAUACGGAGUUUCCGUACUCUGGAUUAAUUUAAAAUUUUAGAAAAUCAAAUUUUAUUUUGGAGAACGUAUUAUUUGGGAAGGAUCAAUAAAAAUGAUAGCCUUGAAAAAAAGGUGACCAGCGUCCUCUUUGUAUAUGUAGGUCGAAUAAAAAUGACUCGAAAAAGCUUGGCAAGUAUUGUUUAAAGAAAUGUUAUAAUCAUGAGGUCCGAGAUGGUGAAGUGUAUGUGUAGGCAUAGAGUGCGGCCGGCGCGGCCGUCCCCAAGGUCAGGGUCCUCACCCCGCAAGCUGUGUACGCUAGCACGUAUAAAUACGAGUGUGUAUCGCCGGCGCAUUAUCAUAACUUUUAGCGAAUAUUAGAUAGACAUCGAUCGCAUGACGGACGUUAUCCACAUAGUUACAUCAAUGUUCAUUUUGACCAAUCAAAUGUAUAAACUAUGUAAAAAGCAGGUAUUUUGUAAUAAUAAUUGAUUGUAACCAGAAAUUCAUGUAGGUAUU
Cydia splendana is the source of this 4313-nucleotide messenger RNA. It is a transcript of the gene wcy, whose product is annotated as WW domain-containing adapter protein with coiled-coil homolog. Gene Ontology annotation, molecular function: RNA polymerase II complex binding; chromatin binding. Gene Ontology annotation, biological process: positive regulation of TORC1 signaling; regulation of autophagy. The coding region runs from base 152 to 1738 and encodes 528 amino acids. Gene Ontology annotation, cellular component: nucleus. NCBI's taxonomy places the organism in Eukaryota, Metazoa, Arthropoda, Insecta, Lepidoptera, Tortricidae. The transcript is spliced from 10 exons. The record is from RefSeq and is a predicted model, not a curated record.